CUUUCAGUUCGAUUUUCACAGCCAUUAACGAUAGAUCACAAUUUAUUUUUUAUAAAACGAAAAUCAAUCGACGGUUAGACACCACUUUUUUAUUAUUAAACUCAUCUCUCGUCAUUAAGUAAAAAAGUUUGAAAAAAAAAAUCAAUUGAAUUCUUUAGAAUUUCUAUCAAAAUGUUUCGUUUAACCAGUCAAAUUCUACGAAACCAAAACUGUUUAAUUGCAAUCAAUGCAAAUUCAAGAUGUCUAGCUUCUUCGGCCAAAUUGAAUGAAGCUCCACCAAAAGCGAAAGUUGAGAAGGCUGUAGCUCCAUCUCAAUCAUUCGUGGCCAAUUUCUUCCGAGGCAAAGUUGAAUCGUCUCAAGUUUUUCCAUAUCCAUACAAUUUGACCGAAGAAGAAAGCGAAACAUUGAGUAUGGUCAUUGACCCCGUUUCACGCUUCUUUUCUGAUAUAAACGAUCCAUUCAAAAAUGAUGAUAGCGCUGACAUCGAUCAAAAAACUUUGGAUGCAUUAUGGGAACUUGGCGCAUUUGCGAUACAAGUUCCAACCGAACUUGGCGGGAUGGGUGCAAAUAAUACACAAUAUGGUAGAUUAUGCCAAAUUGUGGGCGCAAAUGAUCUUGGAGUCGGUAUUUGCAUUGGUGCACACCAAAGCAUUGGUUUCAAAGGUAUUUUAUUGUAUGGAACGGAUGAGCAAAAAAAGAAGUAUCUACCAAAAGUGUCAACUGAAAAAGUCUAUGCUGCGUUUGCUUUAACGGAGCCAAGUUCUGGAUCAGAUGCCGCAAGCAUUCGUUCACGAGCCGUUCUAUCGCCCGAUGGAAAACAUUAUAUUUUGAACGGAUCAAAGAUUUGGAUAUCGAACGGUGGAUGGGCCAACGUCAUGACAGUUUUUGCACAAACUGAAGCGACUGAUCCAAAAACUGGUGAGAAAAAGGAUAAAAUUACGGCGUUCAUUGUUGAGCGUGGAUUUGGCGGUGUUACCAAUGGACCACCAGAGAAGAAAAUGGGUAUCAAAUGCUCAAAUACGGCCGAAGUGUAUUUUGAAGAUACGAAAAUUCCCAUUGAAAACGUAUUGGGCGGCGUGGGAAACGGAUUCAAAGUGGCUAUGAAUAUUUUGAACAAUGGUCGAUUCGGAAUGGCUGCAUCAUUGUCGGGCACAAUGGCUGCAUGUAUCCAAAAAGCUGCCGAACAUGCAUCACAACGUGUACAAUUCGGAAAGAAAAUAGAGGAAUAUGGUGCAAUCCAAGAAAAAUUGGCACGAAUGGCAUUGCAUCAAUAUGCAACUGAAUCAAUGGCAUUUAUGAUCUCGAGCAAUAUGGACGGUGGAAGUAAAGACUACCAUUUGGAAGCUGCAAUUUCAAAAGUUUUCGCAUCCGAAUCAGCGUGGUACGUAUGUGAUGAAGCGAUCCAAAUUCUCGGGGGCAUGGGUUAUAUGAAAAACACUGGAUUGGAGCGUGUUCUUCGUGAUUUGCGUAUUUUCCGUAUCUUUGAAGGUUCAAACGAUAUUCUUCGCCUAUUUGUUGCUCUAUCUGGCAUCCAAUAUGCCGGUGCACACUUGAAAGAACUGCAAAAGGCAUUGAAAAAUCCAGCAAAUAAUCUGGGACUAUUAUUCAAGGAGGUGUCAAAAAGAGCUUAUCGCAAAGCCGGCAUUGGAGGUGUCGAUCUAUCAGGACAAGUCGAUCCAAGUCUUGCCGAUGCAGCCAAGUUGUGUGCACAGUCAAUUGAUAUAUUUGGACAAACGGUGGAGAGUCUUCUUGUGAAAUAUGGUAAAAAUAUCAUCGAACAACAAUUCAUUUUGAAAUGUCUAGCCGACAGCGCUAUCGAUAUUUACGCAAUGGGUUGUGUUCUAUCAAGAUGUUCACGAACAAUUAAAUUGGGCUUGGACUCAGCUGAACAUGAAAAACUUUUGGCCAAAGCAUGGUGCACAGAAGCCGCUGAACGAUGCACACUUAAUAAUAAGAAAAUACAUGAUGCCCGUUAUACCACUAUUUAUCCUCAAUAUACACAAAUUUCGAAAAAUAUUUGCAGUGCACAAGGUGUUGCCAACUCCAAUCCACUUAAUAUUUAAGUAAACCAUGAGCAAUUUUUUUGUAUUGAAUAAAUUGGUUCUAUUGGAAAAAUUCAAAUAGUUCAAGAACCCGUUGCGAAUAAGUAUUAUAACAAUGGUUCAUACUAAAUUCUCUUAAAUUGUCUACUUUUUUGUGACGUUGCGUGUGUUUUUGUUUCCGCAUAUGUUUGAAUGGCCGCAAAAAUAAAGGCUUUUAGCCGAUUAUUGUAUUUUUGAAAAGUUUUGAAAUAAAAUUCUAUAUUUUGAGCGAA
Molecule: messenger RNA, 2315 nt
Organism: Contarinia nasturtii (swede midge)
Lineage: Eukaryota; Metazoa; Arthropoda; Insecta; Diptera; Cecidomyiidae
Gene: Acadvl
Product: very long-chain specific acyl-CoA dehydrogenase, mitochondrial
Exons: 5
Coding region: 172-2064 (630 amino acids)
Molecular function (GO): fatty-acyl-CoA binding; flavin adenine dinucleotide binding; very-long-chain fatty acyl-CoA dehydrogenase activity
Source: RefSeq, a predicted model, not a curated record